AUGACUGAGUUAAUUGACAUUCUCGAAAAACAUAAAAAGAUUACAAAAGAAAUGUCUAUAAAGCUUCACAAAUAUCUAAGAGAAGUUAAAGCACCAGUAACUAAAGAAUGGGGAGAUUGUGUGACAUCUCAUUCUUUACCUGGAGAGGGUAUAUUGAAGGCUCUGAGCAGUGCAUGUACUGGAAUAGAAAACCGUGGUGUAUUUCUUCUGGCUGAAUUGAGCAGUGAGAAUACAGAGAAGAAACUGAACAUGGCUUCAAAGAAUCCAAAUAUAAUUACUGGUUUUGUAUGCCAAAAUAAGGAUACAUUUAAAGAUCCUGGGCUGUUACAAUUAACUCCUGGCGUACAACUCGAAAGUGCUAAGGACGAUCUGGGUCAAGUAUACAAUACACCAGAAAAAGUAAUUUUAGAAAAUGGUGCAGAUAUUGUGGUUGUUGGGCGCGGAAUAGUCAAUGCAAAGAGCCCAGAAGCACAGGCGGUCGUUUACAGAGAUGCUUUAUGGAAAUGUUAUUCAAAAAGAAUCUCAGGUAAAUUAGAGUAA
This is a messenger RNA of Achroia grisella, 540 nucleotides long. Its product is annotated as uridine 5'-monophosphate synthase-like. NCBI's taxonomy places the organism in Eukaryota, Metazoa, Arthropoda, Insecta, Lepidoptera, Pyralidae. Gene Ontology annotation, biological process: 'de novo' pyrimidine nucleobase biosynthetic process; UMP biosynthetic process. Gene Ontology annotation, molecular function: orotidine-5'-phosphate decarboxylase activity; orotate phosphoribosyltransferase activity. Bases 1 to 540 code for a protein of 179 amino acids. The transcript has 3 exons. The record is from RefSeq and is a predicted model, not a curated record.